AUACAUUCAGUGAACAUGGGUUUCAUCGUUUUCUGUGUUGUCAGUUCAUAUACGUUCUGAGAUAAACAUGUAGUAAAGUGUUUGUUGUAUUGGAUCAGUAAAAGUAACUCUAGUUGUAUCGAUAAGUAAGCUAUGGGUAAAGACCGCAUUCCACCUGACACCAGCUCCCCAUCAACAAGUCACCACCACACAGAAGGUAAAAGGAGACAAGCAGCUGCUAAUGCUGAUCACCAAGGGUUUAAAAAAUGGAAGAAGAAAAGAAAACAAUAUGUCGCCAACAGUUCUGCAUCCCAUGGAAGACACUGUGACCAGUCCAACAAAAGGAGUCAGUCUACCAUGUCAUCUCAAAGGUAUCACAAGAAGAAAAGUAAGUCUCGCCAGGAGACAAAGAGUGUUGAAGACACCUCCAGUGAUGCAUAUUCUUCAAAGAGCCAGGCUUCACAAGCUCCUCAGAUACCAGGCUUCUACUACGACCCUGAUCAGAAGAAGUACUUCAAGAUCCUUUCCAGUAAUAACAAUGUGAAUGUUGUCACAAAGGAAAAGAUUGCAAGGGAUCAAGCAGAAAAACAGAGACUUAAAGAUUUGUCUGAACUUGUGUCUUCAAAUCGACUUAACUCUAAUCCUAACUUGCCAAAACUGACAAGCAAUGUAGUUCACAUACUCUGUAGAAAUGAAAGAGGUGGUAUUGGUCGGACACAGCUUGAGAAUCAGAUGGUGGUGUCAGACAUCAGGUCUCUGAAGCCAGCUGGGUCUUGGGUUGUGUUUGAUGAUCCUCAUGGAGUUCAUGAAGCCCUGGAGCACAUGAUCAUGAUGGACACUAGCAAGGAGAAGGACAAGAUCCUUGGACUGUGGUCGGUGAAGGAGACGGUGAUGCAGAGGCUGCAACUGUUGCAUCUUGAGGAGAAGCAGAGGACGGAAACCAGUGCUACACUCUCGGUUGAUGUCGGUGCUACAGGGACUACUGUUCUUCAGUCUUGGAAUAAAAUCUCUAACGUAUGUUGGGCUCCAUUUAUCAAGUCUCCCGAUCGAAACCAUGUGUUGUACACCACAAUAUGCCAUACUGGCAACUCAUGUAGUUUAGCUUUUAUCAGGAACCUGGACAGGACUCGGCGCCAGGAGGAGUACUUUGAUUUUGAUCUUGGGCCCAGGGCGACCUGGACGUGCGCGUGGAACUAUCCCCGGCAACAGUUUAGUGUGGGCAGUGAGAAGUGCUCACUGUUGGUGGACUUGGAGACGAGGAGGAUGUGGGAGUUUCCUUGUUCAAGUGAUCCCUUUGCCCAGAUAUUCUCACCCAAUUCAGGACAAAUCCUGUACAGUGGUGGGAGAAAUGGGGCCAUCUUGUGCCAUGAUCUUCGCAACCUCCCAACUCAACCAAACUCCUACCUCGGACACAAAACAAGCAUUUCCUCUCUCAGGAUUAGCAGUUCAGAGAAUGAAUUGUUCUCAAGUGACAUUUCAGGAAGGGUGAAGAUGUGGGAUGUACGCAUGCAGCAGGCUGUGAUUGAGUAUUCCGGACUCUUCAACCGAUACAGUCGGAUACCACUACACCUGGAUGAGACAGAGCAGGUGUUGUAUGGAGCUGGACAGGAUUGCUACACCAGAUUCUGGUCUGUGAAGACUGGCCAGUUGCUGAAGACUGUGCCUCCUCCAUGCCCAGUGACAAGGGAGACAAUCCCAGCUGUGCAGUACUCAACACGAUGGGCAGACAAAAAAGGGAACUCAGGGCUCAUCAUGGGUAUUGGAGAUAAACUGUAUUACUACUGUAGGUCUAUAUGACAACACCUCAUCAUCUCUGCUUCUUGCAGACAAGGACUCAUCACCAAUAGGUGCUCUCACCUCUGCUAAAACAUGCUGUUAUUUAAUACUACACAUGGUAGAGGCAGAUUAUUGGAUAGCUUUAAUUUGUUUGCUGAGAAAGCAAAGUAUUGUCAUGUGAUGACUGAGAGACAGAGGUGUAUUGUUAGUGUUGGCAACUUGUAAUAUUUAAGUUAACUUGAUAUAACUGUACCAGCCCUCUGACACUAGUUCUGUGGAAGUAUGGUGAGAGAUGCAGUGUUGUGGUAAACAUGGUAAGAUUAGCAGAACUGUUACCAUGGUUAUACUACAUUUAUUAUGAAUGUUGUUAAUAUGUUGUGCAUGUUAAUGCAGAGAUAACCAUGGUAUAGUACGUAACCUGUACGCAAAGACAGGUUACCCAUUAUGUGUAAAAGUGAUUACCUGAGAGGGGGUCACACAUUCGUGUGCCUCUCUGACCACAGGCAGGGGAAUUUUACAUAACUAUCAAAAACGUGUCGAAAAGUGUUAUUUUUGAAAACCAUGUAACAAAAUUUGGUAUUAUCAUUGAUAGUUAUUGAACACAUACUUGUCGAAGACUGGUGGUAGUGUGUGUGUUAUGUGCCAGCAUACAACAUUGUACCAUAACAUAUUUGAGCUAGUACUUGUUGUUGCCCUGGCUGGUGCUGGGCUUAGGGGAUGAAACAAGGCGUGGUCAGUAUUCCAUGUCUCAGUGUGGUAUUCAUGUCGAAACUACUGCAGGGUUUUACAGUGGGCGAGCUCAACAAAUCUACCCUAAAUCAAUAUCAGUAUAAUCAGAGAGGUGGUUGUGCUAUGUAAGUACAAUAAUGUGAUGUGAUGUUAAACCCAACUUGUCCAUGUAUUAACCAAGAUUGGUACCGCCU
Molecule: messenger RNA, 2678 nt
Organism: Haliotis rubra (blacklip abalone)
Lineage: Eukaryota; Metazoa; Mollusca; Gastropoda; Lepetellida; Haliotidae
Product: DDB1- and CUL4-associated factor 4-like
Exons: 6
Coding region: 133-1776 (547 amino acids)
Cellular component (GO): Cul4-RING E3 ubiquitin ligase complex
Molecular function (GO): protein binding
Source: RefSeq, a predicted model, not a curated record